AUGAUAUUGCAUUUGGUUGAGUUUCGUUUGCUGCCUAAGGAAUAUCACCUCCGAAUCGGAGCCAUCGGUGCCCUCAAAGUGACCGUCAGUUCUGGCAAAAAGUCUUUGACGAUUAGCAAUGUCUACGGCUUGGGUGCGGGCGCUGUGUUCCUUAUAGUGGAGGGAAUCGGAGCCAUCGGUGCCCUCAAAGUGACCGUCAGUUCUGGCAAAAAGUCUUUGACGAUUAGCAAUGUCUACGGCUUGGGUGCGGGCGCUGUGCAAGACAUUAAUGGCGGCAAAAAUGGUCGCAAAAAUGUGAACGAAAAACAAGAAGUGAAGACAAUUACCGAACCUUUAUAUGAGAAAUACAUGAAAUCGUUGUCAUCGAAGGACUCUUCUAAUGGUCUAUUGGUUUUAGCCGAAGGACUGAACGCUGGGGAGGCUGUGAUCGCCACCCGUGAGGGUUGGCUCGAUGUUAAGGGCGCCUCUGGUUUCAGACUUGGCUCCUAUACUGAGGUGUCGAUCAGCCGUUAAAAUAAAUUAUAAUACAAAUCCCACAUAUUUUUAUUUAAUAAUAACAAUCUCUAGAAUUACCGGUAAUAAUAAAUUAUAUUAAUUAAUAAAACUAAUAAAA
Molecule: messenger RNA, 613 nt
Organism: Medioppia subpectinata
Lineage: Eukaryota; Metazoa; Arthropoda; Arachnida; Sarcoptiformes; Oppiidae
Source: the annotation of a GenBank genome assembly